This is a messenger RNA of Prunus armeniaca (apricot), 1158 nucleotides long. The record is from the annotation of a GenBank genome assembly. Lineage: Eukaryota; Viridiplantae; Streptophyta; Magnoliopsida; Rosales; Rosaceae.
AUGAAGGAGAGCAGUGAUGGGUUUGUGAGAGCAGAUCAGAUUGAUCUGAAGAGCUUGGAUGAGCAGCUGGAGAGGCACCUCAACAGGGUCUUGACUUUGGAGAAGAGCAAGAUCAUGAGAGACCCAGAAACCAACAGCAACAGCAUCAACCUCUCCACCUCCAAUUCCACCACCUCCACUUCUGCCAUGACCCUUUCCAUUCCCAAGCGCCACAGGCAGGACUGGGAGAUCGACCCCGCCAAGCUCAUCAUCAAAUCCGUCAUUGCACGUGGCACCUUCGGCACCGUCCACCGUGGCAUGUACGACGGUCAGGAUGUCGCCGUUAAAUUACUUGACUGGGGUGAAGAGGGUCACCGGACAGAAGCUGAGAUUUCUUCUCUAAGGGCAGCUUUUACUCAGGAAGUUGCUGUCUGGCAUAAACUAGAUCAUCCUAAUGUUACUAAGUUUAUAGGGGCAACAAUGGGUUCAUCAGAACUACAAAUACAGACUGAAAAUGGUCAAAUUGGCAUGCCGAGUAAUAUCUGUUGUGUCGUCGUGGAAUAUCUUCCUGGGGGUGCUCUGAAAACGUACCUCAUUAAGAAUAGGAGAAAGAAGUUGGCUUUUAAGGUCGUUGUCCAGCUGGCACUAGAUCUUGCUAGAGGGUUGAGCUACCUACACUCACAGAAGAUUGUUCACAGAGAUGUAAAGACAGAGAACAUGCUGCUGGAUAAGACACGAGUAGUCAAGAUUGCAGAUUUUGGGGUUGCUCGAGUUGAAGCUUCAAAUCCUAAUGACAUGACUGGGGAGACUGGCACACUUGGUUACAUGGCUCCUGAGGUUCUCAAUGGCAACCCAUAUAACAGGAAAUGUGAUGUGUACAGCUUUGGCAUCUGUCUAUGGGAGAUAUAUUGCUGUGACAUGCCAUAUCCUGAUCUUAGCUUCUCGGAAGUGACUUCAGCUGUGGUUCGCCAGAAUUUGAGACCAGAGAUACCAAGAUGUUGUCCAAGUUCCCUAGCUAAUGUAAUGAAGCGAUGCUGGGAUGCUAACCCAGACAAGCGUCCGGAGAUGGAUGAGGUAGUCUCAAUGUUGGAGGCUAUCGACACGUCGAAAGGUGGAGGUAUGAUCCCUCAAGAUCAGUCUCAGGGUUGUUUUUGCUUUCGCAAGAUUAGAGGGCCUUGA